AUGCUGACCCACCUGUUCAGGAUACACGGCCUCUUUGUGGCCUCCCACCCCUGGGAGGUGAUCGUGGGGACGGUCACGCUCACCAUCUGCAUGAUGUCCAUGAACAUGUUCACCGGCAACGACCAGAUCUGCGGCUGGAACUACGAGUGCCCCAUGCUGGAGGAGCAAAUUCUAAGCAGCGACAUUAUCAUCCUAACCAUCACCCGGUGCAUAGCCAUUGUGUACAUCUACUUCCAGUUCCAAAAUCUACGACAGCUUGGUUCAAAGUAUAUCUUGGGCAUUGCUGGUCUUUUCACAAUAUUCUCCAGUUUCGUGUUCAGCACUGUAGUGAUUCACUUCCUGGAUAAAGAACUCACAGGCCUUAAUGAAGCUUUGCCUUUCUUCCUGCUGCUGAUUGACCUUUCCAAAGCAUGUGCCCUUGCCAAGUUUGCCCUCAGCUCCAACUCUCAGGAUGAAGUGAGAGACAAUAUUGCCCGUGGAAUGGCCAUCCUGGGUCCCACAUUCACUCUGGAUGCUCUUGUGGAGUGCCUGGUGAUUGGAGUCGGCACCAUGUCAGGUGUCCGUCAGCUGGAGAUCAUGUGCUGCUUCGGCUGCAUGUCCGUCCUGGCCAACUACUUCGUCUUCAUGACCUUCUUCCCUGCCUGCGUCUCCCUGGUGCUGGAGCUGUCCCGGGAGAGCAGGGAGGGGCGCCCCAUCUGGCAGCUGAGCCACUUCGCCCGCGUCCUGGAGGAGGAGGAGGACAACAAGCCCAACCCCGUCACCCAGAGAGUCAAGAUGAUCAUGUCUCUGGGCCUGGUUCUGGUCCACGCUCACAGCCGCUGGAUUGCAGAGCCGCCUUCCAGUAACAGCACAGUGGAGGUACCCAGAAUGGGCCUGAGCCUGGGAGACAGCAUCCCCAAGAGGAUCGAGCCAGAGAAGCCUCUGUGGCAGUUCUACCUGUCCAGGAUGAUCAGCAUGGACAUCGAGCAGGUGAUCACCCUGGGGCUGGCCCUCUUCUUGGCCAUCAAGUACAUCUUCUUCGAGCAGGCAGAGACCGAGUCCUCCCUGUCCCUGAAGAACCCCAUCACCACCCACUCGCUGGCCCAGAGGCGGGGCCAGGACGAGUGCUGCAGGAAGGAGCCGGCCUUGCCCCGGUCCCCACAGAAGAUUGCCGCGCCGAUGGUCGAGGCCACCAAAGAAGAGAAAGCCGAGGUGAUCCGCCCUCUGCCUGCGGUGAAAGAGCCAAAGAGCACCUUUGUGUUGGGGGAUGAGGAUUCGGCACUGGAGCCGCCCACCGACCCGCUGCCAAAGCUGCCCACAGAGCCCCGGUCCAUCGAGGAGUGCGUGGCCAUCCUGAAAAACCCAGAGCUGGGCGCCAGGCACCUGAGUGAUGUUGAGGUGAUGUCUCUGGUGAACUCCAAGCACAUCCCAGGGUACAAGCUGGAGGCCAUGAUGGAGACCCCCGAGCGCGGGGUGGUCAUCCGCCGAAAGAUGCUCACCUCCAAACUGCCCAGCGCCUCGGCCCUCACGCACCUGCCUUACAGGGACUACGACUACUCUAAGGUGAUGGGGACCUGCUGUGAGAAUGUGAUUGGCUACAUGCCUGUCCCGGUGGGCGUGGCUGGACCUCUACUCUUGGAUGGGAGGCAGUUCCAGGUCCCCAUGGCAACGACCGAGGGGUGUUUAGUGGCCAGCACCAACAGAGGAUGUCGUGCCGUUGCUCUGGGUGGUGGCGCCAGCAGCCGGAUCCUGGCGGACGGAAUGACCCGAGGCCCCGUGGUGCAGCUUCCCUCGGCGUGCCAGGCCGCGGAGGUCAGGGCCUGGCUGGAGAGUCCAGAGGGCUUCCAGAGCAUCAAGGAGGCCUUCGACCACACCAGCAGGUUUGCCCGCCUGGAGAGGCUGCUGAUCGGACUCGCGGGCCGUAACCUGUACAUUCGCUUCCAGUCCAAAACUGGAGACGCCAUGGGGAUGAACAUGAUCUCUAAGGGCACAGAGCAGGCCCUCGCCCGGCUCCAAGAGGAGUUCCCCGAGCUGCACGUCUUGGCGGUCAGCGGGAACUUCUGUACGGACAAGAAGCCAGCCGCCAUCAACUGGAUCGAGGGCCGCGGGAAGUCCGUAGUGUGCGAGGCCACCAUCCCCGCUAAAGUGGUCAAAGAGGUUUUGAAGACCACCACAGCAGCUCUAGUGGACGUCAACAUUAACAAGAACCUGGUGGGGUCCGCCAUGGCUGGCAGCAUCGGGGGCUUCAACGCACAUGCGGCUAACAUUGUGGCAGCCAUUUACAUCGCCUGCGGUCAGGACCCAGCCCAGACGGUGGGCAGCUCCAACUGCAUCACCCUGAUGGAGGCCACAGGCCCCGCCGGAGAGGACCUGUACAUCAGCUGUACCAUGCCCUCCAUCGAGCUGGGCACCGUGGGGGGCGGCACCAACCUGCCCCCCCAGCAGGCCUGUCUGCAGAUGCUGGGUGUGCAGGGGGCCAGCCAGGACUCGCCCGGGGAGAACGCCCGGCAGCUCGCCCGCGUGGUGUGCGGCACCGUGCUCGCCGGAGAGCUCUCCCUGAUGGCCGCGCUUGCCGCCGGACACCUGGUCAAAAGCCACAUGGCUCACAACAGGUCAAAAGUAAAUCUUCAGGAAAGCGUAGGAACGUGCACCAAGAAGGCCUCGUGAGAAGUGAAUGGGGACGUGAGGAGGAGUUAACGGACGGCCAGUGGGGAGAGACGCCCACCAUGCUGGGAGCAAGCCUGCUUAUAUCCAGUGUCAAUGUCACAUUCCAACCUGCCAAACGCAGAGGGGAAGCAUCCAAUCUGGCCAAUACGCAUAAGCUGCAAUGAUUAACUGUACCAUUUCAUGGCUUCCUGGAUGAUUUUCUGGUAACCGAAUGUGGUUUUGUCAAGCGUCACCGUCUCUGCACUGUUUAAAAGACUGAUCACUGUUGGAAUCUGCCUUUCUCUAAGAAUGUACCCAGACAGGUUUUGUUUUAUGAACAGGGUCCAUACGGUACGACUUUUUUUUUUUUAACUAUUAAAUU
Messenger RNA from Megalops cyprinoides (Indo-Pacific tarpon), 3007 nucleotides. Its product is annotated as 3-hydroxy-3-methylglutaryl-coenzyme A reductase-like. Gene Ontology annotation, molecular function: hydroxymethylglutaryl-CoA reductase (NADPH) activity; protein binding; NADP binding. Lineage: Eukaryota; Metazoa; Chordata; Actinopteri; Elopiformes; Megalopidae. The coding region runs from base 1 to 2646 and encodes 881 amino acids. The record is from RefSeq and is a predicted model, not a curated record. The transcript has 19 exons. Gene Ontology annotation, cellular component: endoplasmic reticulum membrane; peroxisomal membrane. Gene Ontology annotation, biological process: sterol biosynthetic process; coenzyme A metabolic process; isoprenoid biosynthetic process.